CCAAAAAUCAAGAUGGACGAAGAAGCUGUUGGAGCGACAGACAAUAUUGUGACAGAAUUUGCUACAUAUGAAGACUUUCUUGACAGUCAAAUAACUCCACUAGAUCUCUACUACCUCGAGGUAUUGUUGGUCUUAAUUUUAACUUGUUUCUUACUCGAAUUAACCAUACAUCUCUUCUUCGAGCGAACGUUGUAAAACCAUGAAGUCUAGUUUUCUAUCCUUCUCUAGCUUCCGUAGAAUAUAGGGGAUCGACUCAUCGAUAUCUACAACAGCAAAUUGCAAAUUGCAAUUUAAUAAUAGGUGAUAAAAAAUAAAACAAAACACUGUUAAACUCAAGCUAGACACGAGCAGAGGCCCUUCAAUCUUCCUAGAUGGUCAGGUAUUUAUUAAAUAUGCAGUACAGCUGUAUAUGCAGAAAAAGGCCUCCUUUAUUACUAAUCAGCCAAACGCCACAAAGAUAUAAACAUACAGAGAUCUAUUUGUUUUAUUUUUCGCUAACAAUAAGCUAAACUUUGAACUCUCGGCCACUUAAUACAACAUGGACAUAAACACUGUACAUGCAUCUUAAAAUCCCAACAUAAACAUCUUAAAAACUGCUCCUGCAGUCGCCAAAAAAAGAAGAAGUCUAGCUCCACAAUCUGAAUGUAUCAUUUCUUGACAGCAUGGUCAGUCCACUAUUCUAAGCUACUUUCUCUGGUUGCAAACAGUAAUAAUAUUUUAAGUCAAUCAAAACAUGACUAUCUUUACUGUGCGUCAGAAAAUUUCCCAGUGUACACUGUACCAAAAAGAGUAAGUUAAUUUUUCCUUCUUUCUAGUGCCUUGGACGAUUUGUAUUUAUUUAUGUUUAUAGGAUGAGGAACUGGCUAGACAACUUGUUGAGCUGGGCUACAGAGGUAGUGGAGAGGUCAGUAAAUUUAGAUCUCAUAUCAUACCGUGUUAGCCUGCAGUGCAGGUGUUUUCAUCAGGCGCACGAAUGUUUUACUUGCAAAAGCACAUGUUGAAACUCGAAAAAAGGGGAGAAAAUGGGGCGAGUUGAAAGGAGCGGGGUAGGGGGCGGGAAGAGAGAAGAGACAACUAUUUUCCUCCCCUCCCCCUCCACCUUUCCUUCUUUCGCCCUAGCACCUACCCUUAGGGUUACUAUUUUUACUCUCCCUAACCUUCCUCCGUCGUAACAAAGAUGGCGGUUACAACAGUACGAACAUAAACAACAGGGUUCGCACAGUCUUGAAAAGUCCUUGAAUUUUAGGGGAAGUCCUUGAAAAGUCCUUGAAUUCCUUUUUUUCUUGAAAAGUCCUUAAAUUUCUAUGCAAGUCCUUGAAAAGAGCUUGAAUUUUCUUCAACUUUGAAUGUAGUAGCCUGGAAAGAAUUUUUUGAUGCUUUUUGGUUGUCCCAAGACAGAAUAUAAAUCGUAGCUCAGUGAAUGUAAAGGUCAUUUACAUAAAGUGCUCCAUGUUUUAUGCAAUAAUUAACUAUCAGUUUAAGACAAGUGAACUGAAAAAUGUAGAGAAUUUGGUGAAGCAAACAGUUAAGGCCUUAAAGUCUUAUUAGAAUAUACUGGGAAUAUGCAUUUUUGUACAAUCUGUGAAAUUAUAUUCCUAGUAGGUUGUCCUUGAAAAUCUAAUGUGGUCCUUGAAAAGUCCUUGAAAAGUCCUUGAAAAAUGGUUGCAAUUUUUUGUAUGAACCCUGAACAAGCAGCUUUCGUUCGCCCAAAAUACGCCUGCACUGCAGGCUAAUACAGUGUAUGUGAUAUUGCUGGAUAUAAUAGAUCCCCAGCAGUGUAAGCAGGCAUGACAAUAUAGGAUAAACUUUAAUUUACAAAGAAACAGUCCAGAAGAGGAUGUAUUUUUAAAGAAAAAAGAAGGAAAGAAAAUAUAUGAUAAUUUUGUCGGGACAUUGGAAACUGUCCAUAAUAUAGAGGUGUCUGUCUGGAGAGGUUCAACGAAUUGGCAUGCAGAAUUGCAUUUUGAAUGUCCCUUCAACCUGAUUGGCAAUUUAAUUAUGCCAUUUUUAACAGGCCAAUCAUGGUAUGUAUUCAAAUCCAUGCAUACAGGUGGAGGCCCAGAACAAAGAUUUUGGCACUGUUUUUGCAGACAAACUUUGUAACCAGGGCCGGGUUGUUCAAAGCUGGGUUAAGAUAACCUAGGGUUAGUGUGAAACUUGAACUCAGCUAUGAGAGCUUAAAAGACAAAUCCAGUUUAAUUUUCUUUGCCUACAAUUUGAUGAUUGGAUACUCUAAAAGAAUAGAGAAAAUUAUCCGAGAGAGUGCUUUUGAUGAAAAGAAAAAGAAGCCCGGGUUAAAAUUUAACCCUAGGUUAGCGUCAACCGGUCUUCGAACAACCGGGACCAGAAGUUUAGUUUCAUCUGGCACAGGCAGAAGAGGAUUGAGUAUCUUGGGAAGUUAAGACUCACAAGUCACAAGAGAUUAUUAGAUGACAUUUCCUUACACGCGCAGUGUAUUUUUUAGAAACCUUGAAUACCUGAAAUAUUUCGGAAAUGUUGAUUUGCAAAAUGACCAAUCACAACAAAGUUCUUGACAUGUGAGCAAACCACAAACCACAAACUAAUUUGAAUUACUUUAAUUUUAAAUUGGCUUUUUCCUUGCAAUGCAAUAAACAUUUGUGGUGUUAUCUGUCUGCACAUUUUAUAGCAAUAUAUCUGUUCCACUUGAUAGGUUCUCAAAAGGGAAGAAUUUGAAGCCAGAAAACAAGCUGCAGAAGCAAGCAGACUUUCCAAGAGAAGUCAACAAAAGUAAGAAGAAGUGGACUCUUACUAAGUGUAGUUACUUGAUUUAACAGUUCUGCAUACCUUUCCUCCCCAUCCUAAUGAGCCAUCCCUUCUAAUAUUUGCCCCCUCUCUGAGCUGCUGGUAUGUAAAAAAAAAAACAGUUUCCAAUAAGACCCCAUCCUGAGAAAUACAGGUACAUGUAACUAUUAAACAUUAUGUGAUAAUGAUGAUAAGAUAAUACAUGUUUUGUAAGUUUUUGUAGCAACUGUGCUGCAAUGAAAAAUCAAGCAAACCAGACUGUUUGAUGAAGGUUAGAUGUUGUAGAGUUCUGCAUAAUAAGCAGGAGACAAGAGGAGCCCCCAAUCCUAAUCUUUAGGUUGUUAUUACGCGUGCACUCCGUGUAUGUAGCCAGCAUUCAUUUGGACUUCCACCUAGAAUGAAUGGAAUGUACAGAAUGCAAUUUGAUCAUGAGCAUCUCGACCUUCUACCCCUUGUAAUUUGAUCGCACGUGUUUUGGCCAUCUGUCAUGUGAAACUUACUCAAAAGCAAAGCGUUAGAUCAUAUUAAAGCGUUAGGACCUUUGAUCGUUGUUGCCCACACUCCCUAAGCUUUGGUGGACUUUUUUGCCUAAUGGCUGAUUUAAUCGGUCCUCAUGAUAUGGUGUCCAGAAUAAAGAGAAUUGGCUGUAUUUCCAAGAGAAAAAAUAUAUAUAUAUAUAUUCAAAAUUUAUUUAGCACUGGCCAGCUUCUACAUAAUUAUGUAAUAAGCCCCACACCCUCUCCUUCUAAUAGCCGCCAGGCCCCAAUUGUUCCAAAGUUGGAUAAUGCUAUUCCACUAGAUAAAUUCAUAUCUUAUGCUUAUUAUCCACUGGAUAGUUAUAAAUAGCUAAUGGAUAGUGCUAUCCACCUUUUGAACAACCAGCAGCGCAAGUUGGUAAGUACUCCAUGCUGAGUAUUAUACCGCUGUCGAUAACAUUUAAUCAAAAUACAUCUAACAGUGGUGGCUUUUAAAUUCUGUGCCUGAUUUUUUCUGAGGGUGAUUUAAUUUGUUUGUUUGUUUUUUUUUUUAUUGCAGAACUUUAGCUAGUUCAGGCAAGGAACUCAAAGAUCCAUUUUUGAAGGCUCUAGCACAGCGUGAAGAAGCAAACAGAAGUGGAAAAAUGACAGUAAGUAAUGUACAAUAUUUUCAGUGGUUUAAAGCUAACCUGUUGAUAUACUGUAACUAAAGAGGCCUUUCAAUUUAUAAAACUUAAAUAACAGUUAUAGGUUGUCAUUUCGUUUGUAAAUGAAAAGAAUUUAUUCACAGUACCUAUCUUGUAUUAGUACACGACAAUAUGCCUAAUUUGAUGUAAACAUAGGCUAUCCCUACCCUCUUGUUUUCACUCAUCAUUUGUUAUUAAUUUCAGUUUCUGUUGGAAAGAUAGAAAGGCUGUGUACAUUGUAACUUAAAGAACAUAUUUUUUUAAUCCUUAAUCCCCUAAAAAAUGACAAGACAAAAAGGACAGAACAUGUGUGUAAGUGCUUAUUAAUUGAUAUUAAUAAACAGUUUUAGCAAUUUUUAAGGCAAAAGAACAAACAUUUCCAACAAAAUGUCAUUAAAGCAAAAAUCAAUCAGAAAACAAUGACCAUUGUACAUGUAUGUUGUGUAUUACUACAAUGUACACCCUAUUGGUAUUUGAUACCUACACUGUAUUCUUCAGUUGUAAAUAUCAUCAGUACAUACAUCUACAUGACUGUAGUGAUCAUAUUGUUCAAACUAAUGCAUUGCUAUCUUAUCUUCAUUUCUUUAAUAAUUCAGACCGUAAUCUUCAUCAGAGAUAAGAAUGCUAGGGGACAGGUAAGUUGGUGGUCACUUUUUUAUUGAUUGGAGUGGCUUUUUACCCCUCUUUAUCUGUACACAGACGUUGUUUUCUUUUCCUUUUCGAAAUUUGGCGAGGACACGAGCAAAGAUAGCACAAGAGAGCGAGUGCAUAGCACGAGGUACUAGCGGUCAAUAAAUCCCUCGUGGGUAAUUUUCAUACGGGCGUGCGACGACCUCUAUAGAGAUUUAGAGGCUCUGUGAACAGGUUAUACCCUUCUUUGCCUUUUGUGCCAAAAUCAAGCAAGGAAUUGCUUCCCCAUGAGAACUAGUCUGCGAGAAUGGCUUCUGCUCAACAUCGUGUAUGUGCAUGUAGCUUACUUAUCUUUUGUCAAUAGUCAUUUCCCAACAACGCAAUCUUUUUCCACUAUUCGCAGGAAAUCUCUGGCUACAUUGACUUUGCUCAUCGCUUGAAGGUAAAAAAGGAAUGAAGUAUUUUAAAGGUUCAGUAGCGAGUAAAACACCAGGCCCGGUUCCUGAAAGGUCGAUUAGCGCUAAUCAAGGAUUAAAAUUUUGUUCCUUCUUUGUAUUUUACCUUCCUAUGUAUUGCUGGGAUGAGAGUCACAUUUUUUUUUAUCAUUUUCCGUAUAUCGGAGUGAAGGCUCAACAGUAUGUUCUUAGACAAGAAAACCUGGCCUUGUUAAAAUUUGGCUUAAUCCUGGGUUAAACUGAACCAUCUUUCGAGGAACCGGUCCCUCAGUUUACAUGUAGUUGUUCACCAUAUUGAGCUUCUUUUUAGAUCUAAUCGAGCUCUUUUGGAAACAAACAAACAAAAAAGAAUGCGAUUCACGCGGCAGGAUUAGCUCAGUCGGUGGAGCACUUGACCGCAUGCAGAGCGGGAGGUCGCGGGUUCGAUUCCCGGGGCCGGACCAAUACUCAGGGUCUUAAAAUAACUAAGAAAUGGAGGUACUCCCCUUGCACUGCAAGAGGAUAGACCUUCGCGUGGCUCGGAUGACCACGUAAAAUGGCGGUCCCGUUUUCAUUAGGAGACGUUAAAAAAAUAGUGCCCCCCAAUUAGCACUUCGUGCUAAAUAGAUUGACACUCAAAUAAUGUGCAUUUUUUUUUCACGCACAAGAGAAUUACCGCAAUUUUGGCUUCACUGUUCAUUUUAAUCAUGAUCAUCCCCAAAGAUAUACAGUGUUGAUUGUGGAGGUAUAGUUAUAAAGAGAUAAAGACUUGAGAAAUAAGACUGAGUUUUGCUGAGGGGAACGUACAGCUCCAUGUGGUAACAAUCCAUACUAAGUAACUUAUUAGCAUCAGGUUCGUCAUAUGGGCCAGGGGACUUCAACGUUUUACUUGGGCCUAGGUAUCGGCUGUUACUUACAAAAGGACAAGGUUAACUUAACAACCUUGUUCCCAAUAAAGAUGACGUAGUAUCACGUGGUUGAGGAAUAAGAGAGCUUUAAAUUUGGGGAAGAGGACGACUCAAAAAAAUCGACACCCCGGAAGGAUUCGUUGCACGCUUUUUCACCAUAAAAAUUUUAAUGAUGGCAAGAGCUUUAAUCCCUUACUCGAACGAAAAAUGAUCAAACUUUUAACAUUUGAUAACUUUCGAUAAAACCCGUAGAUGAAUAACAGUGGCUACCACGUUUUCCCGCCAAAAUGUACCUGAUCCACGCGCGCACACUACUUAGUAUUGAGAAUUUCUCGUCCUCGUAAUCGUUUUUGUCUUAGAAUCUAAAGAUCUCUAAUAAUAAGGUUGACGACUCCACAGUUGCUUCAGUUCAAGGGAAUAUAAGACCUUUAUGUUCUCUAGUUUAGUCUCACCAAAACCAAGAGUUACUUUUCGUGGAGGUUUCUUCUCACGCUGCACCCUUCUUGAUGGUCGCUUUCAUUUGUAACCCCGGGCGUGGCUAGAAAUUCUCCAGGGGUACGCACAGUGUUCUAAAUCAACCCUACCCCGUCUCCCAAAUCGUUUGGACGAGGAGAGCUUGACUAAUUUUCCAUUUUUUAUCAGUAUGGUGGAGUAAUUUCUUCUCUUGGUCUUAGGACCGAGUUGUUCAGGCAGCAGGAAUGGCAAAAUCGGAAAGAAAUCUCCGCAUUUUGUAUUGAAACAAUUAUCUGAAAAAAGUUAAUGCCAAGUUACGCAGCCGUUUUUCAGCUAUAAUUUAUUGAUUUCUCUUUUGUUAUUUUUUUAUUUAAUAUUAUUUUAUUGGCGGGGGGGGGGGGGCUGGGCGGUUACGCACAGUGGCGAACACGCCUGUGGACAUCCAUAGCCUGAGAAAGCAGCCGACAUUUUGCGAUGCAGAUCUGGGUAGUGCUUCUGAUUGGUUGAAGCAAAUUUCCCACGCAGCACCACCAAUCAAAAGCACUACCCAGGUCUGGGUAGUGAUACAUCUUCAGUAUAGCAUUUCUGCGCUCUUUCCUCAUACGUCUUUUUGGGGGGGAAAUAGUUGACGUCACAAAAUGUCGGCUGUUUGCUUAGGCUAGGACAUUCAGUGCAUAAAUCCAAGAUACAUGCUGUAAAAUUGCUGUGAAAGAAAAAAAGUGGUUUUUGGAAUUCGCACUUGUUUCUAGUUUCUUGUUGCUUUUUUUUAAAAUUAUGCCGAAACUUUGCUCUAAGCGAUGCAAAUAAAAGCUAAAUGUUAAAUGUUUUCUUUUUCUUUUUCUCAGACGGAAGAUUUUGAACCGUACUUCACUGGAAGAAAGCGUUUACUGCCCAGACCUUCUGAUUUAAGCUUCUACAACUGGGAAACUCAAACUGCAACCUCAAAUCCCACGCCUAAUUACCAGGUAUGUAUUCCUUCGUGCUUUGUUCUGUCGGUUAUCCUGUUCCAUUGGUCGGAUUUUCCAGAUACAGUUGAACCUCCAUGUGCGACCACCUCCCAUAAGCGACCGCCUUCCAAAACACCAAAAUUUCCUUAGUCAAAGCCUUACAGUUGGAACCUCUGGUAAACAACGACCUCUUGUGAGCCUCCGCGACCACUUUUUAGGCCUGAAAGCUUAAUGAUUUUCCAUUGUUUUAACCUCUUGUAAGCGACCACUUGACGCAUUCUCUGAUCUCUAUGUUUGCUGUUUGCACUAUGUUACUUAGAUUUAGUGACAACAUGGAACUACACAUGUCGUAACUAAGACAUUGUAUGCAAGAAAUUAUCUUCGAUAAGGUAGAUGUGCCUGGACCUCUUCUCGGAAGAGGUCCCCUGUGGUUCGAUUCUUGUAAACGACCCUAUCCCGUAAGCGACCACUAAGUCUGCAUUUUGGGUGGUUGUUUACAGGAGGUUCUACUGUACAGAAAAUUUGUUGGUUAGGGUAAUGAGGAAAUCUUAGCCAGGGGAUUUGAGCCAAUCAGAAACGGAGAAGUAUGUUGAAUGAAUAAUAAUGCCCAAUAACCAACUCUUAACUUUAUUAGAAUGUUUCUCCGUGUCUGAUUGGCUGAUUGGACAAUGUAUAAUGUACGAUAAUAAGAAGUGAAAAAAAAAGAAAACUUUAAUAAUAGAAAGGGGGAGAUUUUACUCACAUUCUCACACGGCCUGGUACUGAUUUAUUAUUUUCAGGUUAUAGCAGAAAAUCCGUCUGGUUUGCUUUUUAAAAAUAAGAGAGACAGGAAAAUUCUCAACGUGGAUCCAAAGGUACAGCUGAAAAAUGCAAAUUAUUAUAAUUUAUUAUACUUAAAGAUGCUUUCCACAAAGUGGGAUCGACCCUUGCGAUUUAAAAAACUUCACGGAUCAAUGAACCAUCACCUAAUUGAACACUCCAGAAAAUACUAUAACAUACCAUAAUGCUUGUUGUUUGUCAUCCCAAAAUUUUGCAUAAGGAUUGUCUUCAGUUUCUCUUGGGAGUUAAAAUGGCCCAAAAGAAACUGAAAACAAUUCUUAUGCAAAAUUUUGGGCUGACAAACAAAGAACAUUAUGGUAUGUUAUGGUAUUUUCUGGAGUGGUCAAUUAACGACAUUGAUUGAAUGUCUAAUUGAAGUUUUCAUCUUUUUGUUUUUUGUUUGCUUGUUUAUUUGUUUUUUGGUUGGUUUUUAAUUAUCACUGUUGCAAGCUGACUGUAUUUGCAGGCUAACCCAUCCAGAAUUUUUUUAAAAAGCAUACCGAAAAAAAUUUAUUACAUUGUGUGAUUAGAUUAACGGGUCUGAUGAAAUCAGCGCUUUUUGCAGCGUUGUCCGAUUUUAGUCCUUUUGCUUCUACUCUUCGAAUUUAUUUAUUGGUUGUUUGCACAUGUGUACAUUGGGGACCAAUGUUUUUUCCUUCUUCUCUUCAACAGGCGGUAACCCCGGGCGAUAACUCCGCACGAAUCUCGAUUGAAACCUCAAAAUACACCCAGGUGGUUAUUUACGAUCACAUUACUCGCAGAAAGACAUAA
Messenger RNA from Porites lobata, 8887 nucleotides. The record is from the annotation of a GenBank genome assembly. Lineage: Eukaryota; Metazoa; Cnidaria; Anthozoa; Scleractinia; Poritidae.